CCCAUGGCCGCUCUCAUCAGGACACGAUCCACCAUCACUACUCUCCUCAGCGCUCUCCCCGGCUCCGCACUUCGCUGUCUCGGUCGCAGUCAGUUCCACAUCUCGGUGACGCAGCAGACCUCUAACAGAGCCUGCAUCGGGCGCUCUGGUCGGACAACUUACCUGAGAAGCUACCCCGUCCUUCUGGUGCAGCCAGAUGGCUCCACCAUCACCGUCCAGUACAAGGAGCCGCGCAGGAUGCUGAUAAUGCCCAUAGACAUCACCACUUUGUCUGAGGACGAGCGAAAAACCCGCCUGCGCCAGAGGAACCAGGCUAGGAAGAGUGGCGCCAAGAAGGAGAAGGAGGUGUACGAUGACUUCAGCCUGCAGGAAUACAGUCAGUUCUGGAAGAAGAAGUGACCGACGCCCAAGAAACGGCCGGAGAGCUGUCAUUUAAUAAAGUUUUGUGUUUAUAAU
This is a messenger RNA of Bufo bufo (common toad), 456 nucleotides long. RefSeq names its product mitochondrial ribosomal protein L55 (gene MRPL55). NCBI's taxonomy places the organism in Eukaryota, Metazoa, Chordata, Amphibia, Anura, Bufonidae. Gene Ontology annotation, cellular component: mitochondrial large ribosomal subunit. Gene Ontology annotation, molecular function: structural constituent of ribosome. Bases 4 to 399 code for a protein of 131 amino acids. The record is from RefSeq and is a predicted model, not a curated record. Gene Ontology annotation, biological process: translation. The transcript is spliced from 3 exons.